Molecule: messenger RNA, 6965 nt
Organism: Cydia pomonella (codling moth)
Lineage: Eukaryota; Metazoa; Arthropoda; Insecta; Lepidoptera; Tortricidae
Gene: resilin
Product: pro-resilin-like
Exons: 6
Coding region: 4941-6917 (658 amino acids)
Cellular component (GO): extracellular matrix
Source: RefSeq, a predicted model, not a curated record
CAGAAUAGUUUGGUCCAGUAUAUAAACUAGUAUUCAGAAUUAGAUAUCUCGGGUACUACUGUGUAACAAGAAUAUUAGCAGUCCCAGAAAUUUGUAAAUAUUUAAGACUGACUAUCUCCAUACAACACCGAGUUUCUUGCGUUCCUUUUUACUAUUUCCCUAUUUUAGUUUUAGACGUUUAAACAUGCCACCUACUGCAAUUUUAUAAUUUCUAAACGUAAAAUUCGACUGUCCUGGUUGCUGACAUAUACACAAAAAACAAAUCAAAGCGUAAUAAUAGCAUUUUUUAUACAAUAGAACUACCAAACCGCACACAUCUUUCAGAUUAAGUUCCGUCCGUUACGUUUUUUAAAUUCGCUUUUAGCGAUGCGACCGAUUGACACUCGCAAAUUCCAUAAUUUGACUAAGUAUACAGUAAAUGACGUCAUAGGAUCGACGUUUGUGAGGCGGGAUAAACCUAGGAUAGACAGGGAGAGAUCUGCACUGGAACUAGGCCGGUGCACGGUGCCCGCUGCCGUCUGCUAAAAACUUAAAUCUCUCCGAGGGAAAGUACACGACGUAUAUCUCUACGACGCCGAAUAGGCAGCCAUUUGAGUUGGGAAAGAUGAAAUGUGGUAAAAUUUACAUAGGCCAAAAAUGUAUCUGAUGCAAACAUUUUGCAAACGAAAUCUACUUUUGUGACUAUAUAUGCGGUCAAAGAGUCCAAUUUUAUGUUUUGAAAUUAUAAAUAAAUAGCAGUUACGUGGCAGUUUUCAUACGAAUAUAAUUAAAGUAUAAAAAUAAUAUUGAAUGGCAAUCUAUAAUAUUGACGAUUAUCGGGGCGUUGUUUGGGGGCUGUCAGUCUUUUUUAUUUUUUAUUUACUAGACUUAGCAAUCUUCGUGUUCGUAGGAAACACGAGUGCGUAUUAUUUUUAGGUGGGAGUGGGAGUAGGACAGAGACAGAAUGAACAGAUUACCCUGGUUACACAUUGAUUUGUGUUUAUUGAGAGUUCAUACAUUUGCUACUCUAAUAUACACUUGCAAUAAACACUACUUAAUCAAUGUGUAAACAUGCCGCACUCUGAAAGCCAGCCGCAAUAAUCCCGCAACCAUCCUUAACGUUACCCAUUUAUGUUACUAGGAAAAUAAUAAAUAGUAACUGUAAUUAAAACUAAAAUGAAUAUAAGACCAAUAUGUACAAAAGAAAUGGAAUUAAUGAAAUGAAAUGAACUAAUUUCGGUUCUUAUUUUAUGAUGUAAAAUUGUACCGGAAUGACAGAACCCGGCAUGUAUGUAUAACUGAAACCGUCUCAGGCUCUUUUCUAAUUUUGAAUACCACUUGUAGUAAAUAAGUAGUGCAAAGUAGAUCUGUGAUACUUUAUUUAUAAGUGUAAGAGCGAAUGUGAGAAGCCGCAAGAAUAAAAAAAAAUAAGCAAACAAAAUGUUAUUAUUAUUCCCCAGUUGUACAUUGGUGUAAUGUUAGGUUAGGUUAGAUGAUAGGUAAUGUAAAAUCUACAAAUGAGUACAAGCAACUACAAACAAAGGGACAAUUAGUAAACUUUAAGACAAAGGUAGACGAUUGCCCCGAAUUUUUUAAAUUAAGUAUUAUAAGAGUUAGGAGCAUUACAAAGUAUGGAAUUAAAUAAAAAUGGUGUGUCAUGGAACUCUCGCUUGGAACGAAGUUACGAAAGGGCGGUGACGUGUUUAUGUUUAUUGUUAUGCUUUGCUAUACGUAUGUUAUGUUAUAAUAUCCUGAUCCUCAUUUUCAUUCUCCUUCUUUCUCAUUUUGUCGUGACGAGUUUUCGUGAUGACAAAAUCUUACACGUUUUUUCGUCUAACUGGCUGGAGAACCACACACACACACACACAGGACUGCCAGGGAAUUAGAGGGGGACAAAAGGUAUUAGGAAUGCCGCGCGGAACUUACAAAAGAAGAAAUGGUCAUUGCGUGGGUAUUUAUCUUUAUUAUCUCAUUGACUCUGAAAAUAUACUUCUGUUUAAAAUUUUUGCUUGUCAAAUUCCUCGCAAUAUCACAGGGUAAGAAUAUAUAACUGAAAAUAAAUGAAAGUUUUUUUUUCUAUUGAGCCAACUUAAACCUUUUAAGGUUUUGAUUGAAGUUUGCCCUCGCAAACUUAAACAAACUUAUUUUCUGUGUGACGUUUUUUCAUCGCGUUUGUCCUUGAUUCAAAUGGGUAAACAUUCAAUAUUGCGUUAGCCCUCUCUUAAGCAAACGUCAAUAAAGGUUAUACUAAUUAUAUAUUUAUAAUUAAUUAUUUCUGUUAGCCACGAUAUUGAUAUCGACUGAACCUAGCUUCACUACUUUUUCUAUUGCCUACCGGUCAUAGUUCGUCAUUAAUUGUCAUAGAGAUUACCAGAUUAAUUAAAUAGAAUGCUUCGUAAUAAUUAUAAAAAUUUAAAAAAAUAACUCCAGACUGAAAUAUGGUGCGUAAUGGUCUGUAAUUUGACGAGGUUCUUCAUACAGGAGAUGAAUAAUCACCCGGUCGGCGCGAGACUGAUGGCUAAAAGUAAGAGGUGAAGUGCAACAAAAUAAUGUUCACUAGGGUAACCACAAAUAUAUGAAUAAAAGUAGUGUCGAAUGAAUUUGGUGUCGAGGUUUUAGAAGGGGUGUAGAUGGGAAAGGGAAGUUUGGUAUCUAUCAAAGGCAGGGCGUUUAUAGAAUUGGGUUCUUAGGAACUGGCUUACUGGUUAGCUAAUUUGCAGUUUAGCACUUUUUCUACUGAUCCUGAAGACAUGAAAAGACAAAUUAGCUCCUGCUUGUUUACGACAAUAUAAUGUGUGUAACAAAGUUACACAUAUUAUGUUGAAUAUUAUAUUUACAUCUCUAAAACUUCAAAUUCUUAACAAAACCUACCCUAUUACCACAACAAUAUCUAGAGGUUUUUGAAAUGCCAUAGUCAACACCCAAAUAUACUGUAUUUGGGUACCGUUGUGGUCGGAUAUACCCCCAAACAUUACAUUUUGUUACAGCGGUGAAUAAACGUUUUCUUGUCACCCGUUGGCAUGGUUACGGUCACCUGGGUCACUCUUCUUAAAACUCUGGUUUAAAAGUACAUAUUUUAAAAUAACGAAACAUACAUUUUCUUCUAACAAACUAUGCUACUAUUGUCGCCUUGCUGACGGGACAUAAUUACAACAAAAAAAGUUGAUACACUCAGAAUUUACAUUUGCGGACUCAUUUCGCAAAAAAUGGUUCGUUUGGUGAUAUGAUGAGAUAUAAUAAUCUAGUCAUAUAUAGGGAUCCGAACAAAUACAUAUAUCAUGUCGCAAUGUCCAUGAUGCACUCGCAGCCCUAGGGCUCCGCCGCCGUUGCGUCAGCGCGUCACGACGCUAACUAGUGAGGAUGGCACAGAUCACAUGCGCUCCAUCACGGAUUUCGAUACCGUUUGUAAUUGAUGGCACCGGCCCACUGACGUGAUCAUUUGCUUUAUUCGAGACCUGAAUAUAGUUUAAGUCUAAUCGUGGUAGCUUAGACUAAAGAGUGUUCACGAUAAAACCUGAACAUGCAUGCUCAUUAUAGUAUGUUUUCUUUUACGGGCUAAUUUUGAGGACACACUUUUCUAAAUGAAAAAUUAAAAUAACACCACGAUUUUGUUACUUACACAUUUUAUUUAGCUUCACUGCGUAUACAAUGUGUUGCACUAGCUACUGAAAUUUCACUGGGUACACGUUGUAUAGGUCAUACUAAGCAACUUUUACUAUGGGACCAACCCCGAAAUCGCGAAAAAAAUUUGAUACUCAUACAUUUUGUCUGGCUGAUGUUGAUAUCUAUUCUUGCAAGGGAGAGUAAUUUUUUUUUAUCGCGAUUUUGGGGUUGGUCUCAUAGUAAAAAUUGCUCAGUAUGACCUGUACAACGUGUUCCUACCCCAUUUUCAGUGACUGGUGUAACACGUUGUAUGUCUUCUAUUUUCGUAUCUUAUAACUAAAAUUUGAAUCACUUCCUGGUAUCUGAUAUAGUUGAAAUAUGGAGUACUACCAUAAUUCCGAUGACAAUACAAUAAGACGACCUGUGUGGCCUAGUGGGUAGUAAGUAGUAAGUGGGUCUUCCUAAAGUGUGUGUUAUAUGUAUUAUACCUAUAUAUCGUUGUAUAUAAGGUAAAGUAAGGUACCUAUAUUUGACAUUUUAUGUAAGUUAUCAACCCAUUAGUUUUGGGUGUGUCGCGUUAAAAAGUGUGUAAGAGUGGAUCAACGAAUUGAACUAAUCCAAUUUACGUACUUAACUUAUAUUAAACUCUAUUACUUAUCAGUUUCUAAUGCUCUCACCAUAUCUCACCAGCCAUAGCGCGGCUAAAAAGCGCACCUAUUUAUGUUGUGUUCGUGAAAAGCCAUUGUUUGACUACCGUGAAAGUAGUUGAAGGUAACCCUUUAAAGCUGUGAGCGGUGCAACUUUGCAUUACUACGCUGAGCAAGUAAAAGUGGAACUAGAUUCAAAUAAGAUACACACUUCUAUGAAAACACCACCGCCUCUAACCCAUCUUCUCAACUUCUCAUCCUCCUCCUUUCCGGUUGCUCCUAAUACGAACUGCCUGUGGGCUCGCACAAAUAUAGUGGUGUCACAAGCGCGUUGUCGGUCCUACAAUAUAAGUAAGUCAUUCAUUUACGAAUGUAACACCGCUGUAGACUGUAAUUAUUUAAUAUUCUGGUCCUUUCUGCACAGAUAUAUUAGAUAUACACGUAUAUUUAUUAGUAUUAGCGCGAACAAGGACUCCCACGGCGCAGGCGCCGCGGCCAUAGUCAGAUGCACGAAAUUAAACGCGACACGAGCGCGUGAGGCUCUUGCAUUACCACUGAUAUCACGCUCGCCGGCCGAACUAUAUAAGCUCCGGUCCUGAUCGUCAAACUUAUUCCUAAGCUAAAUCUUAUUAAAGUAACAUCUCCAAUUAAUUCAUAUAUUACAUAAGAAUAAUAUUAGAUAUAUUCAUGAAAUCGCUACAAUAGUCAACGAUGAUUUUAUGGGUUAUUUGGCUUAGCGCCCUUGCAUUGUCAACGACUAAAUGCGAGCCUCCAGUAAACAGCUACCUCCCGCCAUCUUCCGGUGGUAAUGGCCGACCAUCUCCAGAGUAUGGGCCUCCCGGAGCUAACAACGGAGGCCGUGGUAAUUCCCAAGAUCCUGGUGGUUUCGGAGGUCCUGGAGGCCGCCCGGAUUCUGGAAGACCAGGAAGCCAAAAUCAGCCUAGCGACUCUUACUCGCCCCCAGGGCAAUUUCCAUCGAAUAAAUUAGACACACAGUACGGACCACCUUCAGCACAAGGUCAGGGUCGUAGUGGACCUGGCUCUCCUCAAGGUGGUUCUGGAGGUAGCCCACAAGGUGGGUUUGGAGGUAGCCCACAAGAUGGUUUUGGAGGAAGACCAUCUUCUCAAAGUGGUUUCGGAGGGUCAUCGAAUAAUUUAGAUACGCAGUAUGGACCACCUUCAGCACAAGGCCAAGAUCGUGGUGGACCUGGCUCAUCUCGAGGCGGAGGAGGCCCUCAGGGUGGUUUUGGAGGAAGGCCAUCGCAAGGAGGAUUUAGUUCCCGGCCACAACAAGGACAAGGAAGCUUCAACAUUCCGAGUGCUGAAUACGGUGCCCCGGAGCAGGGGCCCGGUUCUUUUAGCAGGCAAAGAGGUCAACCACCGCAGCAAGGACAAGGGGGGUUUAACACCCCGAGUGAUGAAUAUGGUGCUCCCGGGCAGGGCGUUGAUUCGUUUGGACAACCAGGAGGAUCACCUUCAAGUGCAGGAGGAAGGCCUGGAGGUGGUGGACGACCACAAACAAGCUACGAUGCUCCAAAUCAGGGAUUAGGUCAGUCAUCUGGAGGUGGGAGGGCUGGAGGACGCGGCGGUCAAGGAGACCAAAGCCAACGGCCCGAUAGUUCGUACGGCCCACCUGCUAGUAGUGGAUUCCAACAAUCGAAUAACCAGUUCGGUGCUGGAGGUUCACAAAGAGCACCGGAAUCUUCUUACAGAGCUCCGAACGCUAACGGACCGCAGGGUGGAUUCGGAGGUCAGCAGUCUGGUGCACCCUCCUCGUCGUAUGGGGCGCCUGGCUUCGGCGCUGGUGGUAGUGGAGGUGGUGGUCGAGGUGGUUCUGGCAACGGCGGGUCUGACUUUGGCGAUAACGGAUCUGAUGAGCCCGCUAAAUACGAGUAUAACUAUGAAGUGGACGAUGCCCAGACAGGUACUAAAUUUGGUCAUUCAGAACAACGCGACGGCGACGUCGCCACCGGGGAGUAUAACGUAGUACUGCCCGACGGCAGAAAGCAGGUCGUGGAGUACGAGGCGGGCCUGCAGGGAUACAAGCCUAUGAUCCGAUACGAGGGUGGAGCAGCCGGCGGCGGAGCCGGAUUUGGCGCGGGCGGAGGUUCCGGCGGUGGAGCUCAAGGCUACCCACGCGGCGGCCCAAGCGACGGUGGCCGCGGGUUCUCUGGUGAGAACGAUAUUGGCUAUCCGCAGGGCGGACGUAGCCAAGGAAAUUCUGGGUUUGAACCACAAGGCAGCCAAGGUGGCUCCCAGGGCUACGAUGACCAGGGAGGCCAAGCAGGAUAUCCAAGAGGAGGACCUGGAGGCGGUAGAGGCCAACAACUUUCCGAAGAUCUUAGGGUCCCUCAGAGGCAACAGAACGGUCAGGGGAAUGCUGGGUACCCGUCCGGUGGCCCCGGGACGAACGGGUUGGAAGGCUUGAAUGGCGAUAGUGGUUACCCUAGCGGUAGACCUCAGGGCGGUAGAGGAUUUCCCAGUGGCGGGCAGUCGGGAGAUGAAGGAUACCCCAGCGGUGGUCCGAGCGGCAGAGGACAGGGGGGCUUCGGCUCUCCGGAUAGACUCACUGCUGAUAACGGAUAUCCAAGAGGUGGCAGCCAAGGAAACAGGGGACCAGGGGGUCGAGGCGGAGACGAAGGAUACCCCAGCGGUGCCCCUAACGGUCCAAGGGGCUCUGGAUAUUAAGAAAUACUAUAAAAACAUAUUAUGUACAUUACGCUUUCAUAACGUCAA